Messenger RNA from Bicyclus anynana (squinting bush brown), 5277 nucleotides. RefSeq names its product neural cell adhesion molecule 1-B (gene side-II). Gene Ontology annotation, molecular function: protein binding. The transcript is spliced from 16 exons. The record is from RefSeq and is a predicted model, not a curated record. NCBI's taxonomy places the organism in Eukaryota, Metazoa, Arthropoda, Insecta, Lepidoptera, Nymphalidae. The coding region runs from base 42 to 2414 and encodes 790 amino acids.
GGCGGGCGCGCGGCGGGCUGCGCGUGAGGCCGCGCCGCAGCAUGGCGCCGCACGUGGCGCUGUUGCUGCUGCUGUGCCUCGUGCGCGGACACACCAAGACCGUGCUGCAGGACAAGCUGGCGGGCGUGCGCACGGUGGACGUGCAGGCGGUGGAGGGCAUGGUGGCGCAGUUCCCGUGCGACCUGGGCACGGCCGCCAACGACAAGGUCUACAUGGUGUUCUGGUUCCGCGACGACGCCGGCAUCCCGCUCUACAGCUUUGACGUGCGCGGCAAGCACCUGUCGGAGGCGCGCCACUGGUCGGCGCCCGAGGUGUUCGGGCCGCGCGCGCACUUCUCCACGGCGCCGCCGCCCGCGUCGCUGCUGGUGCGGGACGUGAAGCGGCGCGACGAGGGCGUGUACCGCUGCCGCGUGGACUUCCGCAACACGCAGACCACCAGCUUCCGGUACAACCUCACCGUCGUCGUGCCUCCCGAGAAGCCGGUGGUGGUGGACCGCUGGGGCCGGGUCAUCAACGCCACCACGCUGGGCCCGCACGAGGAGGGCGACGACGUGCUGCUCACCUGCAGGGUGCUUGGAGGUCGGCCCGAGCCGUCGGUGCGCUGGCUGGUGAACGGCGUGCUGGUGGACGAGGAGUACGAGCACAACACGGGCGACGUCAUCGAGAACCGCCUGCUGUGGCCCGCCAUCCGCCGCGCGGACUACGCCGCCGUGUUCACGUGCCAGGCCGCCAACUCGCCCCUCGUGCCGCCCAAGGAGGUGUCGCUGGUGCUCGACAUGUUCCUGCGGCCGCUGACGGUGGAGAUCAAGAAGCCGGCGGAGACGGGCGAGGGCGGCGCGCUGACGGCCGAGCGCCGCUACGAGGUCGCCUGCGAGUCGGCCGGCAGCCGCCCGCCCGCCGCCGUCACGUGGCACAAGGGCAAGCGCCAGCUCAAGAGGAUAACGGAGGAGCUGCGCGACAACCUGACGGUGAGCGCGAUGAGCUUCGUGCCCACGCUGGACGACGACGGCAAGCCCAUCAGCUGCCGCGCGGAGAACCCCAACGUCACCUCGCUGUUCCUGGAGACCUCGUGGACCAUCAGCGUCGUAUACCCGCCCGUGGUGAAGCUGCGGCUGGGCAGCUCGCUGGCGGCGGGCGACAUCAAGGAAGGAGACGACGUGUACUUCGAGUGCCACGUGCGCGCCAACCCGCCCGCCAGGAAGCUGUCGUGGCUGCAUGACGACCGGCCGCUGGCGCACAACGCGACGGCGCGCGUGUUCCACAGCAACCAGAGCCUGGUGCUGCAGAAGGUGACGCGUCACAGCAGCGGCCGCUACGCCUGCUCCGCGCUCAACGCCGAGGGCGAGACCGUCUCCAACGAGCUGCACUUCAGGGUCAAGUACGCGCCGUCGUGCCGCAGCGGCGGCGUGUCGGUGGUGGGCGCGGCGCGCGGCGAGUCGGUGGUCAUCGUGUGCGAGGUGGACGCCGACCCGCCCGCCGCCGUCUUCAAGUGGAAGUUCAACAACUCGGGCGAGACGCUGGACGUGGCCGCCGACCGCUACACGUCCAACGGCAGCGCCUCCAGCCUCAAGUACACGCCGGUGGCCGACCUGGACUACGGCACGCUGUCGUGCGCCGCGGCCAACGAGGUGGGCGCGCAGCUGGCGCCCUGCGUCUUCCAGAUGGUGGCGGCCGGCAAACCGCACGCGCCGCGGAACUGCACGCUGUGGAACCAGACGGCGGACUCGGCGGAGGUGUCGUGCGUGGCGGGCUUCGACGGCGGCCUGCCGCAGCGCUUCCUGCUCGAGGUGUACUCCGGCGGCGACGACAAGCCCAGGGUGAACCUGUCGGCGGAGGAGCCGAGCUGGACGCUGCGCGGGCUGGAGUGGGACGUGCGCUUCCGGCUCGUGGCCGUGGCCGUCAACAGCAAGGGCCGCUCGGCGCCCGCCAGACUCGACGACCUGCUGUUCCCCGACCCCGAGAAGAGGACAGCGUCCGAGAGUCCGCUGGGCGCGGGCGCGGCGGGCGCGGCGAGCGCGGCGGCGGCGGGCGCGGCGGCGGCGGUAGCGCUGGCGGGAGCGGCGUGGCGGGCCGCGCGCCGGCGCCGCAAGCCGCGCAAGCCGCCCGCGCCGCCGCCCGACAAGGCGCCCGACCUCGACGACGCCGAGCCCGACCUCAUCCCCAACAACUACUGUGAGACGUCGAGCGCGCCGUGCCUGGCCGCGUCGUCGCCGGGCCGGCCGGCGCCCGCGCCGCUCGCCACGCCGGCGUGCAACGGACCGGGCGCGUCUUGGACGUGGGGCGCGCGCGCGUCCGUGCCGGCGGCGGCGCUCGGACGCAGCGCGUCCGCCUCGCUACGCCCCGCGCCCGACCUCAACGUGGACGCCAUCAAGGAGAAGCUGCUCGACAACCGGAUCCCGGAGUCGUGCGUGUAAGCACGCCGCACGACGAGCGCACGCGCGCUUCCGUGCCAGCGUCGGCGCUCGGAUGCAGUGCUUCCGCCUCGCUGCGCCCCGCGCCCGACAUCAACGUCAACGCCGUCAAGAAGCUGCUCGACCACCGGAUCCCCGAGUCGUGCGUGUAGGCGCGCCGCACGACGAGCGCCCGCGCGGUGUCGGGGGAGCCGAGUGCGACUGUCGGUUCUUGUACGAGGACCCUUUUAAACUUUGGACGAGCACAUUUUAAGAAAUAUCACGUCGAUAAUAAUGAAUCGGACGAAUCCACCGACGUCUUUAAAUCGCACUCGUCAUAUUUUUCUUAACAAUCGAGACAAUAAAGCGACCCUUCUCCUUCGACUAUUGAAAACGGUAUUCAAUGUACCAUCUCAGAAUGUAAACCAGUAAUUAUUUCUUUGCAAUUCUUCUUUAUUUCCACGUGUAAAUGUAUACAUACGUUGGGCGCAAGCUAGGCGUCCCGCGUGCGAGUCACGUCGCCGGAGAAGUUGCAGUUGCGCUCCUACAGCCGAGUGUGUCGAGUGCCGAGUGUACAGUGCGGUCGAGUCCUAUGUAAAUGUUGUAGCUGACGUCAUCAGGCGCGGAGUAGUCGGUGUAGUACGCGCUGUAUGGCUAAAUAGUAAAUGAUAAGGAAUACAGACGUGAAAAUUCAGCUGCGCUUCGAGUGUCUUUUAAUCUAUGAUGAUAAAAUUAUGUUCUCAUUUACGAUCUGGGUAUAUUUCGGGACACGAUAAAGGAUCUCAAGUAUAAUAUCGUAAAUGCUGCCGGUGACGUCAGCCAGUGGCGGCGCCUGGCCGGAGCGAGCGGACGGCACCGUGCGCGCUGGGCCGGAGCUCACAUUGUUUGCACGACCGGGGGCAGCACAAACACGAGUAAAAUCUGCUUUUACAAUAAAGUGCUGCAUUUUAAGGGGCGCAAUUUUUAGAUCUGUCACUAUCGAACUGUGUCAGAAGGACCGUCGCUGACGUCACAAGUGAUCGCUGUCAGACUUUGUGUCUGUCGUGUCCCUGCGAGUUGAGUGCAGAGAGUGACGGCGUCUCACCGCGAGCACGGUCGGCGUCCUCGCCACCGCCGACUACUCCCGACUGCAGUAGAUAAAGUUAAUUCAUAAUGAAUAAAUAAAAUGAUCUAUCUGUUAUUUCUCUUAGAUGAAUCCUGUGAUGUACAUAGUAGGUUGUAAGCGACUGACUCUUUGCCACUUUUUUACAUGUCUAACUAAUUCGUCGAGUACAAUAGAUAGACGUCAUUGUAAUGUAUUCUGUGUAAAUAAUGUUUGUUACUACGAGCGCCUCGAGCUGCUGCGCGCCGACGCGACACGACGCGACGCGACACGACGCGACGUCGCAGCUUCAGACUAAAGUAGACCCAAUGCUGCUUGUUAAAGCUCAAGUUCGUAACUUCGCAGUCAGCGCAACGAGUGUAAAAUAAAUAUCAAUAGAACAGAAGCUUAAAAUUGUUAUCUAGCAUUUGACCUGCAGCUACACCGACCGUUCUCGAUGAUCUCGACAAAAAUUUGUUUUAAACUAACACGAAAGUGUUGCCUGUCGUGUCUCGCGUCGGUGACCGAUCGGCGCUCGGGGGCGGAUUCUCUGACUUGCUGUCCCUCCACACAUACUGUUUUCCGUGUCAAAUGUGACUACACGCGUCGGGACUUGGAUGUCAGAGAAUCACGUCCGGAUCAGCCGAGGCGUGGGGCGGCGGCUGUGGGGGAGCUGGCCCAUUUGAUUGAUUUAUUAUAUGGGUUGCACAUCGCGCCUGCUAGUGUGGGUCGGACACUUGUACUGGCAUGAUGAUCGUGUGGGCCAGGGCGCUUCUAUGUAUUGCACUUGUGCACUUGACAAGUAUUAUCCAAGUUUCCGUUUUGCCUCACCGAGAUAUUGUGAUUCGUAACAUUCACAACAAUCAAAUUAGAACUCACAAACUGUGACAUACUGUAAAUAUUGUUCUCAUUCAUUCUGACCCUAUUAGAAAUUUACAUCUUGAAUUUAUUAAAUGCACUUCAUCUACCUAAAUCUUCAAAACAACAUUUUGUUGGUGUCGUAUUAUGCAACUAAAGCGACCUAUAUUAAAUAUUUGAGCCAUUGGCUCCUGCUCCUGCAGACGUGCGAUGUUGUGCGGCGAACUCCUGGACUAGCAUAUCAAUCCUACAUAUCACAACUAAAACUAGAUAGUUCGCGUCUAUUGAUGUAAGUGACACUGUACACAUGGCGGGUUCUGAUCCAUGGUGUAACUACCUAUAUACCGCAGAGGUUGCGUUGAGUUUGUUUUAGUUAUUUAUCUCAGAUGAUAUAAGUAAAGGAGAUUUAUUUGUAAAAAUCGCGUCCUAAGGAAAUUAUAAAUAAAUACGAGCUGCGAAUAUUUUGUGCCGAGCGACUAAUUUCCUGUAACAACAUUUUAGUAUUCGAUUGUUUAGACUCAUCUACUGAUCGGAUUGCUUUGUUAUUUCUAACAGGAGACAUUGUAUUUUUGUAAACUCUUUUACGCUGCCGUACAGUAAAGUUUAUUUUUCACGUAAACAUGAGUAAGUAAGUAAGCAUUUAUAAUACGUUGGUGAAUAUCGACGAAACAAGUCCGGAGCCACCGCCACACCUGGCCUGCCCGUGAACCGCCCAUGGCUCACCCGUGGUCCGCCCAUGGCCCACCCGUGGUCCGCCCAUAGCCCACUCGUGGUCCACCCGUGGCCGCCGUCCCCGAUAUCUGAACAUAGUAGGCUAACUGGUGAUAGUGAUGUAAGGUAUUAUAAGCGAUUUGUUAAUAUAAAGUUUAAACAAACAACUCAAAGAGUUCGCCCUAAGUACUGUUGACUAAUUUAUUUUGGACGAGAUUAAAGGUUGUCUUGGAAGUA